AUGCAAUAUUGUCCAUGGCGACCACCAUGGACACUGUCGAGGUCACUUGGGCAGUACUUUACAGAGACCCCCUCUACGCGCCAUUGCGGCUACCUGACAAGUUACACGCAAGAUGUGGGCUCAACGCACGAACUUCGUAGCAUCAUCAAAGUCGUCUUCGCUGACCCAUCCUGGCUCGCGAGCGAGAGCCCCCUAGCGGGUCUAACUAAAAACGAUGUUAUGAUCGAGCUCUACCAGCUACCCGAGUGGCCUUGCGCCCGCGACUCGCCCAACACCACAAUCAAAGAGGCAUUUGCAGACAUCAUCACUGACGAAUAUCUCACGAGCGCAUGCGUCACAAUAUUUACCUCGAGCCCCUACGCCGAGGUCGAAAAGCGCGAGAAUCUCGUGGUCAUUCUUGAACCUUAUUUGCGCCCGCGAUCUCUCAAGCGCACUAGAUCAGGGUCUUUCAAGGAGGGAAAGUCUGGAUUCAUGUCGGACCGCGAAGAGAUGGCUGCCGCGGCCUUAGACCAAGUGACGAAAAUUCAGGAGUCUCAAAUGCUGCAACAAGUCCACAACUACCGGCCAUUGGCAUCGGCUGCUCGCCCAGUUCAUAUCUACCACCCAUUAUUCGCUAAUUUCCAGCGUAUGAUUAAUCGUAGUGACUCCGAAGGAGAGCCGUUCUCCUCUGAAGAACUCGAUUCUGCCCACUUCUUCAUACACGAUUGUUCAAAGUAUCACCGGUCAAAAACCGGACGCAAGGAUGCGAUCUUCUCCAACUUAGCCGAUUUAGUUACACCGUGGGGGCCCGCUAGAGUUCUUGACGGCGCUAUUUUCUCCGUAUCAUCGCACCUCGACAAGCACUUCAAGCCUACGCUGGCUAUGCACAUUAUCGAGAACGGAAUCAGUGAAGGCAGCAGAGACCCUAUCACCCAAGCCGAACUUCGUUAUGCUGACGCGCUCCGCCAGCUGUCGCCAUGUCCAUGUUUCUUGAUUGGGACCGCCGGCCCCUACAUUACCGUCAACGGCGCGGUUUUUGCGGACGAUUUCAUCUCGCAGCGGCUUGCCGAUGUAUGCGUCGUCCCCUGCGCAACGAUUUCGGGGAAGUCGCCGACCGACGAAGCGGCCCGUCGCGUAGCUCGAUUCUUUCAUGCGCUGAAGGAUUCUCUCGAGAAGCUUGAAGCCUACUACACCGGCCUUGCGGUCCCCGCCCCGGCUCACACCCCGUCCGGAAAGCCACGUUUUAUCGGCCCCUACUUCACUAGGUUCACUAGGGCAGACGGAACGGAAGUGAUGUUCAAGUAUACUGGACACCUUAGUCACGACUAUCCUGUGAAGGCCGCAUUUACGGCACUCGUCGACACGGGCUCUGGCACGAAGUCGAACGUCGUGGUCAAGUUCGCGCCCGAGUACUCGCCCGAGGGACACGCGUUCCUUUCCGAAGCGGUCGCGAGCGUGGGCAACAUGUACGUCGUCGUCAUGGACUUUGUGCGCCAUUACGAUCGCGCCCUAUCGGGCACCGAUCGCGCGUGCGUGCGCAAAGCAAUGAAACUGCUCCACGACAAAGACCUCGUGUUUGGGGACCUGCAUCUGCCGAACGUGAUGCAGUGCUACGAGGGCGGGGCGAUGCUCAUCGACUUUGACUGGUGCGGAAAAGAAGGCGAGGCGCGGUACCCGAUCGACAUUCUGAUCGCUGAGGACAUGCCGUGGCAUGAAGGUGUGCUGCGCGGAGGCUUGAUCACCAAGGAGCACGACCUUCACCUCCUCAAGGAGCUUGUUGGCGGCCGGUAG
Molecule: messenger RNA, 1770 nt
Organism: Phanerochaete carnosa HHB-10118-sp
Lineage: Eukaryota; Fungi; Basidiomycota; Agaricomycetes; Polyporales; Phanerochaetaceae
Exons: 7
Coding region: 1-1770 (589 amino acids)
Source: RefSeq, a predicted model, not a curated record